Molecule: messenger RNA, 2268 nt
Organism: Pistacia vera
Lineage: Eukaryota; Viridiplantae; Streptophyta; Magnoliopsida; Sapindales; Anacardiaceae
Product: homeobox-leucine zipper protein ANTHOCYANINLESS 2-like
Exons: 7
Coding region: 640-2130 (496 amino acids)
Biological process (GO): regulation of DNA-templated transcription
Molecular function (GO): DNA-binding transcription factor activity, RNA polymerase II-specific; lipid binding; DNA binding
Source: RefSeq, a predicted model, not a curated record
UUUUAAAAGUCUUUAAGUGCACAGUGUGAAUGGGGAGAGAGAGAGAGAUAUAAAGUUUCAGCUUUUUGUUUGUUUGGUUUGCUUUUUCCAUGCAUCCUUUUAAGCCCUUUCCGUUUUCUCCUUUUUGGACCCUUUUUUCUCAAAACUGACAAACGAUUGGUCAAGCUUGUUGUCUGUCUAGAUAAUAGGUUGAUGGAAGAUUAGGGUUUCUUUCUUAUUCGGUGUUUUAAGAGGUUUUAUCUCGUUCUGGGUUGAGAAAGAGAUGUGUAAGCUGUGAAUUGAAAAGGCUAUUUCUUGGCAUGUUUCCUCGUAUCGUUCUCUGUAUCUGAAACUGAUUUUUCAAGAGUCCGAUAGAGUUUUCUAGGGUGAGAGAGUGUGUUCGGUUGUGCAUGGGCGUUGACAAUGAGACAGCUUUUUCAUUUUGGCGCUAUUGAAAAAAAUAUAUAUAAAACUUUGUAUUCUUUGCGCAAUCUGGGAAGAACUUAAAGGUCAAAACUUGAUAGACCAGAAAGAGCAACAAAAUCUAAUCGUUUUUUUAAUUUAUUUAUUUGAAAGUGAUAGUGGCCAACUUCAAAGAACCUAGACAAAGCACUCUGUCAGGGAGAGAUAAAAAAGUUGUAAUCUAUCUUUUCCAUUUUCAUGAGUUUUGGGGGUUUAAUCAACAGUCCUAGAGGUAGUAGUGAUGAUAUGGGUGCAAAGACUGGGGCUGAAUUUCUUCCACACGGUCACAACAUGCCAACUGAUGCCAUUGCUCAAUUUCCCCUUUCUCUCUCCGUUAAAAAUAGAAUGGGUGGUGUUGCUGAGAUGGAUCUGAUGGGGGAACAUUUUGAUCCUAGUAUAGUGGGAAGGAUUAGGGAGGAUGAGUACGAGAGCAGGUCUGGAAGUGAUAAUAUUGAAGGUGGUGCAUCUGGUGAUGAUCAAGAAGCCAAUGAAGAGGGACCGCCAAGGAAGAAAAAGUAUCACAGGCACACUCCAUAUCAAAUACAAGAGCUUGAAGCUUUCUUUAAGGAGUGUCCUCACCCCGAUGAGAAACAAAGGUUGGAACUCAGUAGAAGGCUUAACUUAGAGACCAAGCAAAUCAAGUUCUGGUUUCAGAAUAGGAGAACCCAGAUGAAGACCCAAAUGGAAAGGCAUGAGAAUGUAAUGCUUCGGCAAGAACAUGAUAAGCUUAGAGCUGAGAAUGAUAUGUUGAAGGAAGCAGUGAAAAAUCCAGUAUGCAACAAUUGUGGUGGUCCGGCUGUGCCUGGUAAUGUGUCCAAUUAUGAGCUGCAGCAACUUAGGAUUGAGAAUGCUCGAUUACGGGACGAAUUGGGUCGGAUUUGCAUCUUGGCUAACAAGUUCCUGGGCAGGCCUCUUACAUCCUCGGCCAAUCCUGUCCCUCAAUUCUUAAACUCCAGUUUGGAACUUGCCGUGGGAAGAAAUGGUUUAGGUGGCUUGCCAAGUAUUCCAGGUUCCCCGAUGUUAACAGGACAUGAGUUUUUUGAAGGGCCUUUUAUGAAACCACCAAUAGCAGGCAUGAUGGGAAAUGAAAUGCCAUAUGAGAGAAAUAUGCUUGUUGAUCUUGCAUUGGCAGCUAUGGAUGAAUUGAUUAAGAUGGCUCAGGCAGAUAGUCCUAUUUGGGUCAAAAGUGUGGAUGGGGGAAGGGAUGUCCUGAACCAGGAGGAGUAUAUGAGAACAUUUCCAUCUAGUAUGGGCCUGAAACCAAAUGGCUUUGUGACUGAGGCUUCAAGGGAAACUGGUAUUGUAAUUGUCAAUAGCUUGGCUCUUGUAGAGACUUUAAUGGACGCGAAUCGAUGGGUAGAUACGUUCCCAUGUAUGAUUUCUGGAGCUGUCACCACUGAUAUGAUUUCCAGCGGUGUGGCUGGAACCAAAAAUGGUGCUCUGCAAGUGAUGCUUGCUGAGUUCCAAGUACUUUCACCUCUAGUUCCUGUCCGCCAAGUGAAGUUUCUCCGGUUCUGCAAGCAGCAUGCUGAGGGUGUUUGGGCUGUGGUUGAUGUGUCUAUCAACACAAACCAAGACGGUCCAAACGGGGAUCCAUAUUUGACCUGCCGAAGGCUUCCUUCUGGCUGUGUUGUGCAAGAUAUGCCGAAUAAUUAUUCCAAGGUUACUUGGAUUGAGCAUACUGAAUAGAUGAGAGUACAUUCACCAUCUCUCCAGCCAUUACUUAGUUCCGGCAUGGGCUUUGGUGCACAGAGGUGGCUUGCGACGCUACAAAGGCAAUGUGAGGCUUUGCAAUUCUCAUGUCAUCUAUCCUACCUGGCCAAGAUC